Molecule: messenger RNA, 2343 nt
Organism: Paramuricea clavata
Lineage: Eukaryota; Metazoa; Cnidaria; Anthozoa; Malacalcyonacea; Plexauridae
Source: the annotation of a GenBank genome assembly
AUGCUUGUGUCGUUAAAAUUUACGCGAGCAUUAUUUGGGUUGGUGUCUUCUCCGUUUCUGUUAGGAGGAGUGAUAGAGCAGCAUUUGGCUAAUUGCGCGCCGAGAUUACCAGAUCGAGUUAACGAAAUUUCUCGGGAUCUUUACGUAAAUGAUCUUAUAUCGGGUGCCUCCUCUGUAUCCUCAGCAAGUGAUCUGAAGCAAGAUGCUAUCGCCAUCUUUGAAGAUGCUUCGUUUCAGCUCCACAAGUGGAAUUCGAAUGCUCCUGAGCUUGAGUUGAAUCAACCUUCCUCACAGAGUGACACUGACCAAACCUAUGCCAAGCAACAAUUCCCUCCAUCGUCCGAAAGUGGCGGUAAACUCCUUGGUGUGGCUUGGGACAAACGGAACGAUACGUUGAGUGUGAUUUUCCCCCCAAAUCAGGACGUGUCAACAAAAAGAGAAGUUCUUGCAAAGCUGGCGAGUAUUUACGAUCCACUUGGACUCGCGUCGCCCAUCUUGUUCCAAGGAAAGUUGAUGUAUCGCGAUUCAUGUGAGAGAAAACUACCGUGGGAUGGUCCAUUGCCAGAUAACUUAGCGAAGCGUUGGAAAACAUGGGAAUGUAACAUGCCUCCUAUCAUAUCAAGUCCCCUGAGUUUGGCUACAUAUCGUGAACCGAUCGGAGCGAUGGAGCUGCAUUCGUUCGGCGACGCAAGCGGUCAUGGAGUUGCUACUGCAGUUUAUGCCGUAGUUCGUCAGCCAAGUGGUACAACGCAAGGCCUGGUAGCCGCCAAAUCCAGAUUAGCGAAGCAAGGUCUCACUAUUCCUCGACUGGAGUUGGUUGCUGCACACAUGGCAGCAAAUGUCGUAGAUAACUUGCGGCGUGCUCUUGAAGGUUUCCCUGUCGUCUCGGUACACGGUUGGACCGAUAGCACUGUGGCCUUGGAUUGGAUGUGUGCGAAUCGCGUGCGAAAGAUCCUGGAACACAACAUCGUCGCGUGGAGACCUGGAGAAAAUCCCGCAGAUUUAGCAAGUCGUGGUGGCUUGGUGGUUGACAACGAUCUAUGGUGGAACGAACCGUCGUGGUUGUCCAGUCCUGAAAUGUGGCCCACGAAUCCUGUUACGAAACCAAGUCCAGAGUCGGCAGCAGAUGAGCAGAUUCACUGGAAAUUUAAUUUAAGUCGUGCCCCUUGGUGGGGUGGACAGUUUGAAAGAUUGGUGGGGAUCUUUAAGCGUGACUUUUACAAGUGCGUUGGGGGAGGUACGCUUUCGUGGAAUGAGCUUGCGGACGUGGUUGUCGAUGUCGAGAUUCAAUUGAACAGCCGUCCCCUGUCCUACGUAGAAGAAGAUGUUGACCUUCCUCUCCUAACUCCUUCGGCGUUUAUUUACCAACGGACGAGUCAUCUUCCCGAGCAGGAACCUUGGCGAGAAGAAGAUGCGAAUCUUCGUAAGCAAGCAAAGUACGUACGCUCAUAUAAAAACGCACUAUGGAAACGCUGGACUGGGGAGUAUCUGAAGGCACUACGUGAACGGCACAACAGCAAUCGGAAAGAAAAGUUCAUUUCUCCCGCGGUCGGUGACGUAUUUAUCGUGCGUAGCGACGAAAAGAAUCGAGGUAAGUGGCCACUCGGUGUCGUGGAAGAGUUGAUAGAGAGUUUGAGCAAGACAACGAAGUCGGACGACGACGACGUGGUUGACAAUUUUUGUCUGUCUUGCACAUUACCUUGCGCAUUCUGAGUUUAGGGUCAGGAGUGAAGACAGAUUAGAGAUUCAUGUCUAGCUGUUUGUGAAUGCUGGCCCAAAUCCUUACCCUGAUCAGGAUAAAACAGCGAGACAUGAAUCCAUAUCCCGUCUUCGUCUUCUGCCUUCGUUCACAACGAAUAUUUUGGCAAAAUUCAUUGUGAACUUCGUUCUGUACGAAGGCAGAAGGACAAAGACGGGAUAUAGUUUCAUGUCUCGCUGUUUUUUUUCUGGAUCAGCGCAAGAAUUAUGGUCAGUACUCAUAAACAGCGACACAUGGGAAGACACGUUGUACAACCACCAGUGACGUCCAACUCAGUAUGCGCAAGAUAAUGUACAGACGGCAAAAAUUUUCAAGUAUGCCUUCAUCUUCAUACUUCGUUGUCUUGCUCAAACUCUCUAUUCCCUGGACGUGACGGGAUCGUUCGAGCAGUCAAGUUGCGUUACGGAAGAUCUCACCUAGAACGAGCGGUCCAACAUCUCUAUCCUCUCGAGUUAAAGUGCGAGGCGAAGAAACCGUCGAAGGACGUCAAACUAGAUCCUGAAGCGAAGUCAUUUCGUCCGAAGCGAGAUGCAGCAGUCGCGGCAGAAUUAAGAGUGGAAGAACUUGCCCAAGAGGACAAUUGA